UAACUCGGAAGCUACAGAUAAGUGCAAGAAAGUAUUUGUUGCCCUGAUUCACUUCUGUAUCACUGAAUUGUGUGAAAUAGCUGACUCGCUGAUUUCACCUGUACGCAUUGGAGUCGCGAGGCCAACAGCGCCAUUCCCGCUGUUUAGCUCCCAUGAUGAAGCAAUGCAGGGUAGUGAAGAAUUGUUUGCUACGGCGCCUCUUCCUCCAAGGCCCACCUCACCAGCAUUGAGGUCUGAGAGUUCAGGAAUGAGGAUGGCUUCAUCAAGACGUCAGAGGCAAUCGGAAUCAAGCAGAGCUGUUGAUGACGAUGAUGACCAGAUGGUUGCAAUAGCAGAUGUGGAAGAAGUUGAUGUGGUGAUGGGAGAUGCCAACGAGGUUCGAGGAGGAGAUGUGGAUCACCGUGGUGACCACCAAGAUCAGCAGGAUGAGCAGCAUGAAGAUGACGAAAUAGGUGGUGAAAAUAGUGAUAUGGAUCUAGACUUGCUAGCUGAAAGUGAUAGCGACAGUGAGAGUAACCAUAGCAACCAAGAUCAGGAUAAUGUGAGCAAUGACCAGGAUAACACUAGUGGACGUCGAAGCACAGUACCAGCUGCAAUGGUUGGAUCAGAUGCAGGAGCUGGAUCAGUUGCAGCAUUUUUCUCUGAGGAAGACUCUUCUUCUAAUCAAGAUGACGGAGAGGAGAGCGAGAAUGAGAUGGAAGAGGAGGAGACAGAAGAACCAGCAUUCCUUGAUGUUCAACUUGAGCGACCACCAUCAAGUCGUACAGGAGAACGACGCCCUCAAAUACCGCACCCGAUGCAAUGGGCUUACCGUGCCCCUCAGCCUUGUAAUACCCCAUCAAAUGCUACCACUGCCUCUUUAAGCUCAAGGGGUUUGAUAUACAUCGACCCAGUCAUCAGGAGGAAUGCU
This is a messenger RNA of Anneissia japonica, 910 nucleotides long. RefSeq names its product E3 ubiquitin-protein ligase UBR5-like. Gene Ontology annotation, biological process: DNA damage response; protein polyubiquitination; regulation of double-strand break repair. NCBI's taxonomy places the organism in Eukaryota, Metazoa, Echinodermata, Crinoidea, Comatulida, Comatulidae. The annotation marks the transcript as partial. The record is from RefSeq and is a predicted model, not a curated record. The transcript has 5 exons. Gene Ontology annotation, cellular component: nucleus.